Messenger RNA from Rhinichthys klamathensis goyatoka, 1389 nucleotides. RefSeq names its product CXADR-like membrane protein (gene clmpa). The transcript has 7 exons. The record is from RefSeq and is a predicted model, not a curated record. NCBI's taxonomy places the organism in Eukaryota, Metazoa, Chordata, Actinopteri, Cypriniformes, Leuciscidae. The coding region runs from base 166 to 1335 and encodes 389 amino acids. Gene Ontology annotation, cellular component: cytoplasmic microtubule; membrane; cell surface.
GCUUCGGGACGUCUGGAGAUCACAGAGAUGCUUUUGAUGGUCUCAGCCGGUGAUAUCGCUCCGCUCAUGUUCAGAACAAAACUGAGAGACCAUUUCAAUGACUCAAUGUGCUCGUUUUGAGGAGCAAAGGAGACGUUUCUGUAGGAUUUUCAGUCCGGAGACGUGAUGUCAGCCAGCGCUCGCGCCCUGCUCUUAGUACUGCUGAGUGUGCUUCAGGCGAAUGGCCAGACGGAGAUGAAGAGAGUGGUCGGAGACAAUGCCACGCUGCCUUGCCACCAUCAGCUGUGGCAAGCCGACAUUACCCUGCUGGACAUAGAAUGGAUGCUGCAUAAAUCCAGUUCACGGCAGACAGUGUUGAUCACCUACUUUGGGGGUCGGAUCUACGACCCCAAUGACAGUGAAGCUGGACGGCUGUCCCUAUCGGGCGACUAUCUGAAGGGUGAUGCUUCACUCAUGAUCAGUGACCUCUCGCUCACUGACUCUGGAGAGUACAUCUGCAAGGUCAAGAACGGCGGGAAGUACUACUGGAACACAGUCAAACUCAUCGUGCUCCUGAAGCCGUCCAAACCACGCUGUUGGAUGGAGGGUCGUCUGCUGGAAGGAAGUGAUGUCAGACUGAGCUGCAAGUCCACAGAUGGUUCUGACCCAAUCGGCUACAAAUGGGAGAGAGUCUUGGACAAGGGAAAAUAUGUUGGCAAGCUCCCACCUCUGGCCCUCAUAGAUCUGAAGAACCCUGAGAUUGUUACGCUGAAAAAUCUGACGAAGGAAAGUGCAGGUGUCUAUAAAUGCACCGCCAGCAAUGAUGUCGGAGAAGAAAACUGCACUUUAGAGGUCAAAGUACACUAUGUCCGUGGAAUGGGCGUGGUGGCGGGUGCCGUAGUGGGCGUGUCCUUCGGCGUUCUACUCAUCAUCCUCAUCGUCUGGCUUGUUUUCCGCAAGAAAGAGAAGAAGAAAUAUGAGGAGGAGGAAGCGCCCAAUGAAAUAAGGGAAGAUGCGGAAGCUCCCAAAGCCAAACUGGUGAAGCCGAACUCUCUCUCCUCCUCUCGCUCUGGUAGUUCUCGCUCCGGAGCCUCCUCCACUCAGUCUAUGGUGCACAACAGCGCCCCCCGUGGGCCCAGGCCUCGACUGCCCGUGGUGGCUGCCCUUAAAGAAAGCGGGCAGCCCGAAAACUUCCCUUCAGUACCACCGCCGUACAACCACGUGGUCCCCAAACCCCCGGAGCCCAGCAGUAGCCCUAAACCCAGCUCGGCAAAGCUCAGCCCAGGGAACCUGACGAGGAUGGGCGCCACACCGGUGAUGAUCCCCGCGCAAACCAAGGCAUUCCAGACUGUGUAGGAAUACAAAACACACAUAAACACACACACACACAAACAGAUAAAUACACACACU